This is a messenger RNA of Aspergillus homomorphus CBS 101889, 729 nucleotides long. RefSeq lists its product as uncharacterized. The transcript has 4 exons. Lineage: Eukaryota; Fungi; Ascomycota; Eurotiomycetes; Eurotiales; Aspergillaceae. The coding region runs from base 1 to 729 and encodes 242 amino acids. The record is from RefSeq and is a predicted model, not a curated record.
AUGACAAAGCCUCAGGAGGGCCCUUCACGUCACAAGCUCCGCGAAGCGAUAAGACUUCUAAACCUGGCAAUCAAGAACUUCGGAGUAGAUGAAUUCGCCCCGGAACACUUGACGCGUCUCAAUAUCCGAGUCGUGCCCAUCGGCCUCGAUGAAGAUGCCCUUCACAAACCAUGCUAUUUUGCUCCCUACCACGGCCAUCUACUCCCAGAACUCAACGAAGAAACUCUCGGAGACUCCUACAACGGCAUGGAUGACUACGAAGCGUGCUUCACCUGCCCAAGAGAUCGUGCAUACGCGAUGAACAUCGUGGGCGACUACCCAUUCCGAGGCUUAGACAGGCUCGACCAGCCCGAGUUCGGAUGCUGGAACAUCACGAAUCUGGACGGGCCUGCCCACGCGCAUGUCAAGGCCGUGCUAUACAACAACAUGGUCGCCCAGGAAUCGACCCUCCUCUACGGCGAGUUGCUGCCGAGGCUGCGGAUCAUGUUGUACCAGCUGUGGAAGAAGCGAUUCGCUCAUCAGAUGGUUUCUCCAGCUCGCGUCAUCGAAGCGUGUUUCCAGGAUCAGGUGCUGGUGUUGCGGUCGACCAAGUUAUAUGAUUUCACUUUCACGCAUGGCAACGACGCGGCUAUAAAAAUGUUUACUCGUGCGUUCAUCGGGACUCGCUACCGUUACGAUUCUCCCCCCUCCCGUGAUGAAAACAUUACAACCAUCAUGGCUCUUUCCUAG